UUAACACCGGUGCCAUAAGUUCAUGGUGUGGAUCGAAGUACGAGAGUAAAACAAAAAGUGACAGUAUUGUACGGAGUUUCCAGUCGUCAGCUGCCCAGUUUCUGGCUCAGGCUUCAGCUGCGAGUUGGACCAUGGAACAAAACAUGGAGCGGCUCGCACCCGCAGGCGUAGAGAAGCCCGCACACCCCGACAGCAGCAACAGUCCGCGCCAUAAUCAUCAUCAGGACCACGGGACUGUACGCACGGCCUCGUUUCUAUUCCACAAAGUUAGCCGAGAGCCAUAUCUACCUAGAUUCCCCAAGCCGCCUGCAUCAAGCAGAUUACCACGCUACAAUCCUUAUGCAUGCUGUGAUACCAGUUUCCCUGGACCAUACCAAUUCACAUUCCCGACCAAGUGAUUCUCUAUUCGCAUCACAGAGCCCAGGCUACCCAAGAAGCGAGGCAUCCUCU
This is a messenger RNA of Sodiomyces alkalinus F11, 450 nucleotides long. RefSeq lists its product as hypothetical. NCBI's taxonomy places the organism in Eukaryota, Fungi, Ascomycota, Sordariomycetes, Glomerellales, Plectosphaerellaceae. The transcript has a single exon. The coding region runs from base 144 to 398 and encodes 84 amino acids. The record is from RefSeq and is a predicted model, not a curated record.